GAAAUUUUAAGAUUUGACCUCCUCGAUAUAAAUUCCUCAAGUCUCAUACGGUUUUCAUCUUAAAAUAUGUCUGAGCCUUUGAGGGUGUUUUCCAUAAUUCCAUAGCAAGUAGGUCAAACUGUCCAAGCAAUUCUACAUUGGCACUCAAGAUUCCGACCAAUAUAUUUCAUCAGAUCUUAUUUGAAACAAGCAGGACCGUCGUACGGGGAAGACGAUUGGCGUCGGGCAUGAAUCUCAAGGCUUGUAUCAUCUUCCUCCUGUUGAUCCAAUCGCUUGUGUCUCUGUUGAACCUGCAUUAACGUUACAUAACCGUUUAGGUCAUCCUAGCCUCUCAAAGUUUCGACGUAUGGUUCCAGGUUUCUCAAGUCUUUCGUCUUUAGAUUGUGAGUCAUGUCACCUUGGAAAGCAACCUCGUCAAUCCUUUCCAAGGCGUGUUAAUAAACGGGCUGCGUCCCCUUUUGAUUUAGUUCAUACAGAUGUAUGAGGUCCGUAUCGAGUCAGUUCUACUUUAGGAUUUCGCUAUUUUGUUAUCUUUGUGGACGACUUUUACCGUUACACAUGGUUGUUUUUAAUGAAAGAACGUUUUGAAUUAUUCCAUAUCUUUCAAACUUUUUGUGCCGAAAUCCAAACUCAGUUUGGUCAUUCUAUCAAAAUUUUACGCAGUGAUAAUGCUAAAGAAUUUUUUGCGGCACCCUUUAAUCACUUCAUGACAUCACGGGGUAUGCUUCACCAGUCUUCUUGUGUACACACGCCUCAACAAAAUGAGGUAGCUGAACGCAAGAACAAACACUUAGUUGAUACUGCCCGUACUCUGUUAUUACAUUCACAUACACCACCUCAUUAUUGGGCAGACGUUGUACUCACUGUGUGUUAUUUAAUAAAUAGAAUGCCUUCCUCAGUUAUUCAUAAUGAAAUUCCUCAUUCUGUCUUGUUUCCUACUCGUGAGUUAUUUCCAUUACCACCUUAUGUGUUUGGGUGUGUGUGUUUUGUCCAUGAUUUUACACCUGGAUUAUCUAAAAUGUCAGCUAAGUCAAUAAAAUGCAUUUUUCUUGGAUAUUCACGAGUCCAAAAGGGUUAUCGUUGUUAUUCUCCAUUACUUAAGAAGCCUUUUAUUUCGGCUGAUGUCACUUUUAUCGAGUCCUCCUUUUAUUACCCAUUAUCUGCUGCUGAUACUCCAUCAUGUUUGGACUUCAUCUCAUAUCUCCGGCCCAUCCAUCCACUGUUAUUUCCCCUCAAUCUGAUGACCACCCCCACUGCUCUCUUGUGGUAGACCCUCCUCCAUUACAAGUAUACCAUCGUCGUCCUUGAACUCCUCCCAUUGAGCCUAUCGUGGCCACGCCAGUUGAUUCCCCUAUGAUGGUUCCUACAUCAUCACCAUCAACUACUGCACCACAUGAAAACACCCCGGAUGAUUUGCCCAUUGCCCUCCGAAAAGUAGCGAAGAUUGCAUCGAUUCGUUUGAUUUUAUCCAUGGCAGCAAUGAGCCACUGGCCAUUAUUCCAAUUGGAUAUUAAAAAUGCAUUUCUCCAUGGUAAUCUGCACGAGGAGGUUUAUAUGGAGCAACAACCUGGUAUUGUUGCUCAGGGGGAGUCUGGUUUGGUAUGCAGAUUACGUCGUGCUUUAUAUGGCUUGAAGCAAUCGUCACGUGCAUGGUUUGGGAGGUUUAGUGCUGUUAUCUGCGAUUUUGGCAUGAUUCACAGUAGCGAUGAACGAGGAAUUGCACUCCUGAAGCAAUAUCUCUUUAGCAAAUUCCAAACAAAAGACUUGGGAAAGUUAAAAUAUUUUCUUGGC
Cuscuta europaea is the source of this 1791-nucleotide messenger RNA. The record is from the annotation of a GenBank genome assembly. NCBI's taxonomy places the organism in Eukaryota, Viridiplantae, Streptophyta, Magnoliopsida, Solanales, Convolvulaceae.